This is a messenger RNA of Alternaria ethzedia, 2289 nucleotides long. RefSeq lists its product as uncharacterized. Gene Ontology annotation, biological process: regulation of DNA-templated transcription. Gene Ontology annotation, molecular function: DNA-binding transcription factor activity, RNA polymerase II-specific; DNA binding. The transcript has 3 exons. Bases 1 to 2289 code for a protein of 762 amino acids. The record is from RefSeq and is a predicted model, not a curated record. NCBI's taxonomy places the organism in Eukaryota, Fungi, Ascomycota, Dothideomycetes, Pleosporales, Pleosporaceae.
AUGGAUCCCGACGCGCUCGACAGGAUGAACGAUUUCUUCGAUUUCGCCGCUCUUGAACAGAACAACGAAGUCGAACACACCCAUGCUUCGAGUGAGCAAACCGUGUCAUACCUUCAGCCAGACAAUGUUACGGCUAUUGACUUCGCUUUGGAACCAGCGGCCGACAAUACUCUCCAAUUGUUCGACGUGCCCAUGUACGACGUGGCACACGAUCUCUCCUCUGGCGAUAUAAACCAGCAAUGGCUAACGUCUCACCCAACAACAUAUGCUGCGACGUCUAUGGUUGAAACGAGUGUAGACUCAGGAGCAGACGUCGAUUGGCAAACGGUUGAUAUGGAACAUGCGAAGGACCACAGGAUCCGCGAUGCGACGGAUCUCGCUCUCCCGCCUUCAUUGUCAUCACUUGCGCUAAUGCAAUGCGAUGAUGAAGGCAGCUUAAUUGAUGCGCCGCACUCUCAGCUUGGGCUACGUCCUUCAGCUCUCGAUCAUUCAAUGAUUCCGGCCGAUGCCUCCCUUGCACUGGAGCAGCUACCAGUCAGAUCGGCCGCAUCCCAGCAACAACCUUCAAUUUCCACUUGGAAACCAGCGUCAGCCAAACGUAAAGGUCCUCAGUGCCGUAUUCCACUUGAGGCAAGGCAGGUGUUGGAGGACGAAUUUGCGGCCAAUCCGUACCCCUGCGCGUGGGAAUUGGACAUCAUCGCACAUCAAGCCAAUCUCGACGUGAAGAAAGUCCGCAACUGGUUCAAUAACACCCGAGCCAGGAAGAAGUGUGGAGAUUCCCAUCCCGCUGUAAAGGAUGGUUCAGGCCAGAGCAAUCGCACUCUGAAGACAAAGCUGUCAAAAGAUAGUCUGGAAAGCCUCCAGAAGCAAGCAGAUGACACCAAUCAAUUGCCGCAGCCGCCUCUGGCGGUGUACCUUGCACAGUCGUACCAAGAGGAAGCUGUUGAACUGUCUGCAGUACAGGCUGCCGUUGAUGUUGAGUCUCUCAACGAAAGCAUUCCUAAUAGUGGAUGGUCUGAGCCCAGACAAGGUCGCAGAGGUUCCGUCAUCACCUCGAUUGCUUCUUCUGAAGGCACUGCACCCACAACAUACACAGUGUCUUCCAGCGGUAGCCGCAGUAAAACUUCGUCCUUUGGUCGUGAUCGCCGCCGAGCCGCUGAAGGCCACAACUUUGGUUGCAAGGACCUCGCCAUGAAGUGGCGUCGCUUCGGAGCUCCAAUGAAGCUUGACGAUCCUAUGCUUCAUUGUGGCUUCUGCGGAAAGAAGUCAAAAGACUGGUCCGAACGAUGUGAGCAUGUUGCUGAGCACCUCGUCGCGCGUGAGCUUGACCGUGCUGUGUGGUGGAGCGAGCGCAAGGAAAACCAUUUGGAGAACCUCUACUCGACUACACCAUACGAAUCUUUCCGAUGCCGAUACUGCCAAAAGGUCUUUACGGAUGUCAAAGAUAUGAACGAACACUCUCACUGUCGUGUGUGGAGCUGUCGAUUUCUCCGGAGCUUCGACGACGUUGCUGCAGACAAUGCAGGUCCGCCCCUCUGUCCAGACUUUCCUUCGGCCAAAGCUCACCAUUGUCAUCUUUGCGGCUCCGGCUAUCGAACGUUCCACGUCGAACAUGCGCAGAACUACCAUCGGUAUCGCUCGUGCAAUCAAGAGUUUUACACAUCAGAAGACGCUUUCCUCCAGCAUUUGCACAACUUUCAUGGCGCUUCACAGCCAACAUUAUUGCGAGGCUCUGGUGUCAUCGAGCAGAGCUAUAUGCGCAACAAAGGCGCAUCGUUCGAGCCCGUGGAGUUCAAUGAGAGCUGGCAACCUUGCGUUAUGGAUCUAGACGUAGCCUCUGUCAGUCCAUUUGUUGCCGACAACACUGUUUCAACCCUACCUGUCGACCACAGAAAGAAUCAAAAUCCGACCCGAAAGUCGCUCGUCAUUCCAAAGAAAGCUCGUGACAAUGUGCAGACUCAGGACGUCAAUGUCAAGAAGGUAUCAAGACAACGAUCUGACACAUCAACCUCGAAGGCCGAGAGUCAUCACCCGCGAUUCUUCCGACUCAGUACUUAUGUACCCUUUCUGUCAUCUCGUAUCUUCUACUCGCGAUCUGCAAAGGCAGCGGACUUUCCGAGAGACAACCAGGCUGUGCUAGAAGAGCUACCGAAGCCGCACAUUGCGACACUGGCAAUGAGUGCAGGCACAGUCAGCAUGGCCGCCGCUCGCUGGUUCAUUCGGCCAGACACAUGUUCGGUCAACGGUAUGGUAGAGCUUACCAUUGAUAAUGAAGCAGAUGUAGAUUGA